Molecule: messenger RNA, 466 nt
Organism: Vanrija pseudolonga
Lineage: Eukaryota; Fungi; Basidiomycota; Tremellomycetes; Trichosporonales; Trichosporonaceae
Exons: 3
Coding region: 47-310 (87 amino acids)
Source: RefSeq, a predicted model, not a curated record
GUCUCUGUUACUGCUUUGUAUUAACCACCCCUCCUCCUCACCCACAAUGAGACUGAUCCAAGCAAACAAAAUCCUCCUCGCGUCGUGCGUCGUAGUCGUCCCUUUGUCAAUCUACGCCGGCGUCGCCCUCAAGGAGCGAUACCUCGCCAAGGAGCUCGCGACCGUGCCAGACGAGUCGCAGAUUGUAAAGGAGCGUGCUGUGCGCGCGCGCAUCGCGCAGCUCGAGCAAGAGCGCAAGGAGCUCAUCCAGGAGGGAAGCGACCUCGACCUCAAGAUUGCCGACCUCAAGAAGCGCAUGGGGCGGGUGUAGGCGGAGGACGCUUGUCUGGCCCAACUCCCCCAUGGCAUUGUCACUGCCCCACAAUACACCUCGCACCGCCGCUAUCUCGGCAACAACAGCACCUAAAGCCCGAAUACAACAGCACCAGCAUCAUUGUACGCAUAUGCAUUUUCCAGCAUUGUUGAG